GGCGAAAGGAUGUGUGCUUAUACAUACAGAGUGUAAAGUGUAUCAAGUGUAGAAUAAAUAGUAACAAGAAAUAUUUGUUAUGUAACUAUUAGUUUUGUUUGGUUGCUCGACAGGAGCCUAAAAAGUGUUUUGAUGAGUGCGUAUUUCACAAAAUCACAGCCAACUAAACCCUAUCUUUACGUAAUCCUGUGGGGAAGGACCCUUCCGCCAUUUAUUGGCAUAAAGACUUUGUUUGUUUCAGUUUCUAUAGAAAUUUGGCAAUCGUCCUACGCACCAGGUUACGGUUGCCAUUUGCAUAUCGAUUGAAUAUAGGAAAUGGGUCUUCGACUGGUAGUAAACUCCGUUAAAAAAGGUUACCUUCGUACGCAGUUCAGGCAGUUACGGAGAAGAGAUUCAAAGUUUAGGAAACUUUAUUUUUAAAUUCCUACACGGAAUCUUCCACUGGGAUUGAAAAUAAAUUAUAGAAUCAAUGGGAUUAAUUAUGAUUUUAUUUAUAUAAAACUAAAUCAAUCUUGUAAUACAUUUUAAUGUCUACACAGCAGCUGAAAAUAUGAAAAUAAUAAUUUUAAAAAAUGUAAUUUAAUCUAUUCUAUGUGGAAACCUCUUGAACUAUUUUCAGACAUCACAAUCCCCAAUUUCUAUAUAUUUUACGUCAAGCUGAGAGAGAUUUAUAUUUUAAGUAAUAAAGAUUAUUUAUUUAAGCUUUCCACCACUUAGACCCUUUUUGAGUCUAUGUGUUUUGAUUUAAAUAAUUUAAUUAUUAAAAAUCAGACGAGUGGUUCAGCUGGAUGCACCGAUCUAGGGUCGAAUAAACAAAGCAUGCUCGUUAAGAUCAAAAGAUUGAUGUCUUUGGGGUCGCCCGCGAGUAAUAAACUGGCAGUGCCGGCAGCGGUGCCCAAAACCCAAAUGAGCCGGUCCGCUGUGGUGGCGAGCUCUUUGAUUGGAACGCCUCUUGAUGCGACAUGCAUAUCAAUUAAUUACGCCUGUUACAUUUGGCUGGGCCUCGGUGGACACCGCGUCAGGCGGGAUUGGGUAAUGCGAUUGGGCAUAUUUCAACAGAAUACAAGACCUGGGAGCGAUUGCAAAUCGCUGGGCAGUCGGAUAUCGGACGCACUCUGACCGAACCCGUGCAGUUGGCCGAAUUUAUUCAAAUCAGUUGAAUUCCACGCGGGGAAGCGUAUAGGUGUCGUCUCUCUCCGGAUCACCGUGUCAAUUGCAAUGUGCAAAUACGUCUUAAUUGCUGCACUGGCCGUAAUGGGCUCCAUUAUCCAAGUGCGAGCCACGCUGCACGAUCUGCCCGGGGUCUUUGACUUCUCCAACGUGGAUCUGGUGAACUUCCAGUACUUCAAGAAUCUGGCAUCGCAGGAUCCCCGGACCGCCGCCACCGCCAAUCCGUUUCUGGAGCACUUUCAGAAAAAGAAGGCGGUGCUGGACUACCUCGACCGCCUGUUCUUUGGCAACUCGCCGUUUCAGCAACCUAGUGAGAUUCCCUUUGAUCCUCACUUUGGUCGCUCCCGGCGUCCAGUCUACGAACGGAAGUUUGGAUAUCGCGGAGAGCGCCUGAUCGCUGCUCUGGGAUCCGGUUACUCGAUCUCCCAGCUACGACACUUUGGAGCCAUUCCCCGGGAGUACGGCACUCCCCACUAUCCUUGUUGAGUGCGGACUGCACUUGCAAUUCCUCUAGAUAGUGUAUUUAUGGAAUAAAC
This is a messenger RNA of Drosophila subpulchrella, 1706 nucleotides long. RefSeq lists its product as uncharacterized. The transcript has 4 exons. Lineage: Eukaryota; Metazoa; Arthropoda; Insecta; Diptera; Drosophilidae. The coding region runs from base 1219 to 1656 and encodes 145 amino acids. The record is from RefSeq and is a predicted model, not a curated record.